CUCAGCGAUGGAUGCAGACGUUGACCCAGAAGGAGGCCCUGUCUGAGCUGCAGGCCUGGCUUCUUUCUGCUGAGUCACAGCUGGAAGAGCAUCGCAGCAGGAUCACACAAACCUCCCCAAACACUGAUCUGAGUCAGCUCCUGAGACACUGCAAGGAGUGUCAGACAGAAAUGUCGGCCCAUCACGCCACACUGGACUUUGUGAGCCAACCGCUACAGAGCUGCAGUUCCGAUGAGGGCCAGAGGGGGCGCUAUGAACACAACCUGUUUGCAGAGGAGCAGGGUCGUCUCAACCAUCAGUGGCUCAGUCUGCAGGGAACUCUGCAAUCUCAGAUCCAGAAAGUGGAGCAGGAGCUGAGGAGCAGGUUGGAGCAUGAGGCCCGCCUGCAGCAGAUCAACAGCUGGAUCACAGAUCAGAUCCUCUGGAUGAAGUCUGCUCAGACACCCAGCAGCCAGACGGAGCUGCUCCAGAGCAUCAGCACCUGCCAGGAUCUUGAGGAGAAGAUCAGGCAGAGGUGUGAAGCUCUUCAGGAGAUGAGAGGCAAACUGGAUGGAGGAGAAAACAGCAGAUGUGAUUUAAUGUCUAAAACAGAUACAUCCAUCCAGGCCUGUGCAGCUCUCACACAACAGCAUGACUCAGUCAGACAGAGGCUGGUUGAGGCGCAGCAGCUGUGGGAUUGUGUGGAGAAGCAGCUGAAGCAGAUGAUGCUGAAAACAGUGAGAAGGUCUCAGACUCUUGAGUAUCACAGCAGCCCUCAGCUCUGCCUGCAGGCACACAGAGAUCUGCAUGGAAAGCUGCAGUUUCUUCAUGAGGAGACAGCUGCUUCAGAGGCAGAGUGGGACAGAUUAAAUCAAAGCGUCUCCUCCCUCAAAGACAUCAUCAGUCCUACUGCUGAGACUCUGCUCACACAGCAGCUGGACAGACAGAGGGACAGUUGGACAGAAUCGUCCAGAGCGUUGGACCAGCAGCUCCAGAGGGGUCAGGACGUCCUGCAGCUGUGGGAGGUGUACGCCCGGCCGGCUGCGUCUCUCUCCGCCCGGCUGCAGACGCUGCAGAGCGAUGUCAGCUCAGCACUGAGCGGAGCGCCUGGAGAACAUGACACUGUGGAGCAGCUCACUGUCAGGGUUCACAACGCUCAGAGUCUCCUGGAGAGGACAGACUCUCUGCAGUGCGACCUGGAGGGGGUGCUGAAGGUCUCCAAGGACCUCACUGGUCACCUGGACCCUUUAGCUGCCAGUCUGGUCCAAUCAGAGAGCCGCUUGUUGGCACGUGGAGUUCAGCAGCUCAGCCAGAUGGUGACGAGGAAGCUGGGUCAGCUGCAGGAGGAGCUUCAGCGGCUGCAGGAGUUUGAAAGCGUCCUGAAGUCUCUGGAGGGAAACCUGCAGCUCUGGCAGGAGCGACUGCAGGAUGCGAGUCCCACCGCAGACCAGUCUGGCCUCCUCGAGCUGAGCGGCCUGUCAGCUGAUCUGGACGUACUGAAUGAGCAGAGCUGCAGCCUGACGGUCGGAGACGCUGCAGCGCGCCGCCUGCAACGCCUCAACAAUCGCUGGACCGAAACCUCCGCCCGAGCUGAGGAGACCUGCAGUGAGCUUCAGACGGAGGCUCUGAGGCAGCAGAGCUUUGAGCAGAAGUGUGAGAGCUGGAUGUCCUUCCUGCAGAGGAUGGAGGACAGCCUGGCUGUGGACGUGGCCGGCUCCUACACCGGCCUCAGACAGCAGCUCCGUACACACAAGCGUUUUCAGACAGAGCUGUUUUCUGGACACCAGAUCCUGCAUUCCGUCAUCACUGAAGCGCUUCAUCUGCUGCAGAGAGGAGAGGUGGAGGACAGGAGUGACUUCAUCCUGAAGCUCACCCGCCUCCGGGAGCACUGGCAGGGGGCGGUGCAGCGGGCGGACCAGCGGCGCUGCCUGGUGGAGGGGCUGCUGAGGAACUGGCACCUGUACAGCCGCAGCCUGAAGAAGCUGCAGGGGUUCCUGACGGAGACGCAGACCCUCCUCCCCCCCGCCGGCCCGGCACACUGCAGCCUGCAGCAGCUGAGACGCUCCCUCCAGGACCUGCAGCACACGGAGCUGUUGUUCCAGAGGUAUCAGUGCAGCUUCAUCCACACUCUGGAAGUGGGCCGGCAGCUCUUCUCCAUGGGGGACGAGGAGACCCAGACUCAGCUGCAGACGGACCUGGGAAACCUGCAGGAGGAUUGGGAGAAGCUCCACAGCCUGCUGGGCCGGAGGAUGGACCUCACCGACGCUAUCGUGCAGAACUGGGAGCGCUGCGAGGCCGGACUGGGAGACAGCACGCUGCAGUUGAAGGACUUGAAGACCAGACUUAACGAGUCGAUGCCAGAUUUUGCAGAGGAGCUGCAGAUUGCCGAGAAAUACAUCAAGGAGAACGAGGACUGCCUGGAGGACUGGGCUGAGAGCCUGACAGAGCUGAGCACCAUGAAGACGGAUCUGUCCCAGUACAUCAUCGCCGACGACGUCCUGCUGCUGCAGGAGCAGGUGGAGCACCUGCACUGUCAGUGGGAGGAACUCUGCCUCAAGGUUUCAAAGCGUAAACAGGAGAUCGAAGACCGCCUGAAUGCUUGGAUCAUCUUCAAAGAGAAGAACAAGGAGCUGUGUGAGUGGCUGGCGCAGAUGGAGAACAAGGUGGCGCACAACUCCGACCUCAACAUCGAGGAGAUGGUGGAGAAACUCAAGAAGGACUGCAUGGAAGAGAUCAACCUGUUCAGUGACAAUAAGACUCAUUUGAAGCAGCUCGGAGAACAACUCAUUACAGCCAGCAACAAGACGAAAGAGACAGAAGUCAACGACAAGCUGAAGGACAUCAACGACCGCUGGCAGCAUCUGUUCGACAACAUAGAGGCCAGAGUGGGAAAGCUGAAGGAGACGCUGGUGACGGUGCAGCAGCUGGAUAAGAACAUGAGCAAUCUGCGGACAUGGCUGUCUCGCAUGGAGGCGGAGCUCGCCAAACCCGUGGUGUACGACGUGUGCCACAGCGAAGAGAUCCAGAGGAAACUGGCUGAGCAGCAGGAGCUGCAGUGGGACAUCGAGCAGCACACAGAGAGCGUGGCGUCGGUGCUGACGCUCUGUGACGUCCUGCUGCACGACGCAGACGCCUGCAGCAGCGACGCAGAGAACGACUCCAUCCAGCAGACCACGCGCAGCCUGGACCGGCGCUGGAGGAACAUCUGCGCCACGUCCAUGGAGAGGAGGAUGAGGAUCGAGGAGACCUGGCGUCUCUGGUGUAAGUUCCUGGACGACUUCUGUCGCUUUGAGGACUGGCUGAAGAGCGCUGAGAUCACUGCGGCCAGCCCGGACUCUGCCAACGUGCUCUACACCGGCGCCAAGGAGGAGCUCAAGAAGUUCGAGGCGUUCCAGCGGCAGGUCCACGAGCGUCUGACUCAGCUGGAGCUGGUCAACAAACAGUACCGCCGUCUGGCCCGGGAGAACCGCACCGACGCCGCCAGCAAACUCAAGCUCCUCGUCCAGGAGGGGAACCAGAGGUGGGACAGCCUGCAGAAGAGGGUGGUUUCCGUUCUCCGCAGACUCAAGCACUUCACCUCUCAGAGAGAGGACUUUGAGGGGACUCGGGAGGGGAUCCUGGUCUGGCUCACAGAGAUGGACCUGCAGCUCACCAACGUGGAGCAUUUCUCCGAGAGCGACGUCGAGGACAAGAUGAGGCAACUCAACGGUUUCCAGCAGGAAAUCACUCUGAACACCAACAAGAUCGACGCUCUGAUUGUGUUCGGGGAGAACCUGAUCCAGAAGAGCGCCCCUCUGGACGCCGUGCUGAUGGAGGACGAGCUGGAGGAGCUGCACUCGUACUGCCAGGAGGUGUUCGGCAGGGUGUCCCGCUUCCACCACCGCCUGGUGCACCGCCGCCCGUUCCUUGAGGAGGAGGAGGAGGAGGAAGAGAGGGAUCUAUCAGACCUGGACGACUCCCCCGAUCUGACCGGUGGGACGUCCUGGGAGGAGUCGAGGAAGAAGGAGGAGGAAGAGGAGGAGGAUGUUCCAGCAGGAGGGGCAGCGCGACGGCAGGUCAUGUGUCAGCUCCUCGCCCCCCCCCUGGAGCGGUCGGGCAGAGAGACGCCCGUCAGCGUGGACUCCAUCCCGCUGGAGUGGGACCACACUGUGGACGUGGGAGGGUCUUCAUCACAUGAGGAUGAUGAGGAGGACACCACAUACUUCAGCACCCUGUCAGAUGUGCAGGUCACAAAGAGCUCAGAGUCUUUGGUUAAAGCGACUGUCAGAGCAGUGAACGCUGCCUCGGGGAAGUCAGUGAGCGACCCCCCCAGCUGGCACCAGCCCGUCUCACCUGAAAGGAAACGAGUUCCCAGAGAAAUGAUCCGAGGCCUGAGCGCGUCUCCUUCACACACCUCCAGCACUCCCUUCCACCAGCAGGGCUACGCUAAGCUGAUGUCGGAGUGCAGCGGCAGCAUCAACACGGUGAAGAGAGUGAAGCUGAUCCUGAACGAUGAAGAGGAGCCGGUGGAUCAGGGUCUGACGGUCAGCACGGCCGACAAGCAGACCAGCACAGGUGUGAUCGAGCGCUGGGAGCUGCUUCAGGUACAGAAGCUCAACAACGAGACGGACAUCAAGCAGGACCUGGAGCAGUGGCAGAAGCUGAACACUGACCUCUGUGAUGUCACUUCCUGGUUGGGCCGGGUGCUGCCAGAGCUAGAGAGGCUGCAGAGGAUCGCACCGGCCACCAGCGUCCGAGACAUUGAAGUGAACAUCCGGAAACUAAAGGAGAUGCAGAAGUCCUUCAACAGCUACAAGUGUCUGAUGAUCUCCACCAACCUGAGCAGCCGUCACUUCCUGUGUGGCGACAGCGCCGAGCUGCAGGAGCUGCAGGAAGCCAUGAGCUCUGCCAACAGCAGCUGGCCUCAGGCCUGCAGCGGGCUGGAGAGCUGGGAGAGGAGGCUGCACGCUGCUCUCAUGCAGUGUCAGGAGUUCCAUGAGACGCUGCACUCCCUGCUGCUGUGGCUCGCUCAGGCGGAGAACAAACUGAACGCUGUGAAUGUCAGCGACGCCUCGGCGCCACGCUCCGUCCUGCUGGAGCACCGGGACACCCUGACGGCUCUGCAGGAGGAGCUGUGCGGCCGCCAGCGGCAGGUCUCCUCCCUGCAGGAGAUCUCCUCUCAGCUGCUGCUGGAGGACAGCAGAGAGGACAGCAGAGAGGACAGCGUGGAGGCCAAGGAGAAGGUCCACGUCAUCGGGAACAAGCUGCAGCUGCUGCUCCGACAGGUGGCCGCUCACCUGAGCACGCUGCAGGGCACACUGGAAACCUGCUCCUCCGGCACAGGGACGGACAGCAUUGGUCUGGGAACGCUGCAGAAGGAGGAGGCUGCAGGUCUACAUGCAGCUAUCGGACCCCCAGCAACUAAAAGCUCCAGGGAGCGGCGGGACUCCCCCCCCCAGCGGCCCUUCCUCCACCGGGUCCUGCGCGCGGCCUUCCCGCUCCACCUGCUCCUCCUGCUGCUGCUGGUCCUGACCUGCCUGGUGCCCGUCUCCGAGGACAACUACAGCUGCACGCUGACCAACAACUUCGCCCGCUCCUUCUACCCCAUGCUGCACUACACCAACGGCCCCCCGCCCACAUGAGCACUGCCACCACGCCCAAAACCUCCCCUAAGAAGACUGAAGGACUCAAUGUGACGUGGAGACAGAAGUGUGUUCAUAGUGUGAAGGUGCAAUUUAAAGACAUUCUACCUGUCACACAAAAAAAAGCACCGCCCUUUUUUAAAUCUAAAUCCGAUUGGUGUAUUUAAAUAUCUAUUUAUUGUUCGUGGUGUUCCACAUUUAUAAAAAAAGAAGCCAUAUCCUGGUUCGUUUUUAACGUUCUGCCAUUUUUAUAUGUAGAUUUAACGUCCCCACUUACCAUAUUCAACACACGAAGAUAAGUAAGGUCUCUAGAUUUAUUUUAAUAUCUACGCUAUAUUUUCUGAUUUUGUACUUGCAUUGUAAGCCAUGGGAUCUAUAUUGAGGGGUAAAGGUCAGUGAUUACCAAAGCGUACAGAAAGCGAGAAUUACACUAAGCAUUUUCUACCACUGCAGCUAUUUUUACAGUUUUUCAUAGAAGAAGGUUGUUGAUGGCGCAUUUUGUACAGAAGAGAAGAAGAUUGAUUAAGAGAUAUUUAAAAAGAUCUGUAAGAUAUUUUUUCUAAAUAAUGCUGGCAGUGACUCCUGCAUACAUGCCUUUCUGUAGCCAACAGAGCCCCCACAGCUGGAACAUAUCGUACUUUUAAUGGUGUUUGAGGACUACUGUGUAUAAGCAAACUACUGAGAAAGAAAACGCAAAAUUAUUGUUUCUGCAUAUUUGAGUUUGAGUGUCUUCCUGUAUUCUAUUUCAAUAAUUUAGCAUGGGACUGUAGUCUAAGCGCUGGUGUAAUAAAACGACAGAUAUGUUCUUAUGUUAACAACUUCAUGGCCAGUGUUCGGGAGGUCAUUUCUGUAUAUUUCAGCAUGUAUACAAAAAGUCGUCGAAUUAAAGCGGCAUUAGGUGAUUUGGUACCUCUAGGGGGCAGAAAGAGCCCAAAAUCACCGCUCAUAUAAUAACGGAUAAUAAGGGGCUUUUAACAAAUAUAGUAACAUUUUUUUUUUUUUUUAAACGGUUCAAAUUCCAGUAGAUUUAGUUAUUGUGUCUAUGUGCAGCAUUACAACCAGACCUGCUAGCUAACAGAUGCUACUUUGUACGAUCAUUUCCACAUUCAAUUGCAGUAAUUGCAUUCAAUGAAAUAUUGCUUGAUGAAGUUUCAAAGCGUGUUUUUUAUAUUUUGUUAAUAUUGAUGCAACAAUAUUAGCUCCAGCUGUCACAUCACUGCCAUUUAGCUGAAGAUCAAAGAACACAAAGCCCCCCCCCCCAUGUUAUGUUCAAAUACCUAAAUCACUUUAUUCUAAAUUAUUUUAUGUUGUUCAAAACGUACCCAACGCUGUCCAAGUUGGACCCGUAGAGUAAAGUCCUGCAGAUGUCAAAAAUCCAACAGGUUGAAACAAAGAUUGUUUAAAAAUAUAUAUAAUUUGUUAUUAAUAUUGUGGCGAUUUACCUGCUUUACACCACUCGUCAUCAUGAAGUGAGAGGACUGGUUUCAAAUCUAUUGAUCCAGACUCUGAGUCGAACAUGAAUGCUUUGAGCAUUGGAUGUAGCUGUGUACGUCACAAUCAAAGACCAUUACAUGUACGAUGUUAAUAUUAUUGAUCCUAAAUGUUUGAAACUCAAGUGUUUGGUCCUUAUUUGUAUAUAAUGUCACACUCAGCAGAACAGAAACAAACAACAAAACGUGUGUAAAGUUUGAUUUAUUUUGUGAACUCUUAUUUAUGGGAUGUGAUUUGAUUGACAAUAAACUGUGUUUGCCAUGAUUCGCAGCUGCUUAUUUAUUGUAUUGUAGGUUUGCUACAGGCAGGAAGCAAGAUCUCAGAUUUGCAUAUGUGUGUGUUGUGAACAAGUGGAAAUAGUUUCAGCAUCAGAGAUGGAUGAGUGUGUGUUGUGUGCAUGCAUGUACGGGUUACAGACAUCGGGAAAACACAGAUAUUGAACAUGUUUCUGUAUAAUAGCAGUGGUAGGAAUAUUUGGCACUCAGGCUUCAUUUACAUUGGCAGAAAAAUGGCACUGUUCAUGACAUGUCCAAAUGAGUCAUUUUGUGUUUCUUCAGUUUGUCUGGCCCGAUUGAAACAAAUCUAGUUUGAAGACUUAAAGCCAACCGUUCCUUGUUUCUAGUAAAGCCAAAAACAAUUAAACUAACCAGUCCUGGACCGAUGCUCCUAAGACUUUUCAUCAUGUGGUAUCCUGUCUAAAUUACAGCAAUGAACGCUGAUUAUUCCAUCCUGUUCCUGUAAAUAAGACCACCAAGGCACAUUCAUUUCCCUUUGUUUAGGCAGAAGUUCUUUAUCACAGUUGUAGCUGCAGCAGAAUUGACUGGAAGUACGCUAUACUCUAAUUGCUUUAAAUUGAAUAUAUCUGUAAAAGUUUGCACAUAGCCCGGCUUGCUAUAAAUAGUAUCCGUUUCUUUCCUGUUUAACUUCUCAUUGAGUAAACUGACCGGUGGUUACGUGACACAUUGUAGGAAUAUUUCAUAUUAUUUUCAAAGCAUGACAAUACAGAACAUUUUAUACACUACACUUAAAAUGUACACAAAAACAAUGCAUCAGAGAUCAGCUUUAGUUUAACAAUGAUGCAUACUUAAUAAGCUUUUUAUCAGAACAAUUCAAUGUUUUCUGCACCUAGGCUAUUGUUAUAUGAUCACUUUGGUUUGUUUUUUGAAGAAGGCUCUGUGAAUAUAGCAGCUUAUGUUCAAGAGUAAUCCAAACUUUAAAAUCUGACAGGUACUUUAAAGGUGUCAUGAACUUUAGGGCUAAACAUAAUGGGUAAAUACAUUUUAGUUUUGUGUAACUGCAUCACUCUUCAUAGUUGAAUGCACUUAUUGUGAGUCGCUUUGGAUUAAAGCGUCAACUCUUUAUGUGUUAACUACGAACAGUGCCACACAUUGUAUUGUAAAUCCAGCCUUUGAAGAAGAAAAGUUUUUGUUAACAGUCGUUUUGUUAAAAGGCCACAAACUGCUGAAUCUUUACUCAUCUAAAACGUGUAGUGUGUACAAAGAGAGUAGAAAACAGGCACCGAUUAAAACACCAAAGAACUGUAAGUAGUGAAAGAGAAAAACACCACAGCCAUUUUUUUUUUUUAAAGCUAUGAUUAUAACAACCCUUAUGGAGAUGAAUAUUGACCACAUGCAUUCCUCUGUAAGUCACUGCAGAUUGUGGAUGGCUUGUUCUGGAUGAUACACCAAGGUGACAAAAGAGAUACAAAUACUGCAUAUCAAAAAAGAGCUCAAACUGACUGGCAGAGGUCCAGCGAUGUUCUCAUGAACAUCUACUGUAGUGCACAUUCACAAGAAAUAUUUACGCACACAAAAUAUACAUUCGAUCGAAAGCUUCUCUUUUUCCAAAGACUAAUAACAUCUCAAAAAAACGUUACCUCACAACAGCACUUUCUGUUAGUUGCUAAUCCUUUUUUGUUUUCCCUUUUCUCGAUCUUUGGGAGGUGAAAAGCCAUUAAAAGGUUUGGUCUCAGUUAGUGUCUUUCCGUCCCGUUACCCCUGUAAGGCAGUUUCCAUGACAACUCGAUCAGGGAUGAUGUAAUCUGUUGGUUCGAUUGUCGGACCGCCGUCUCCUUCAUCCAGCGACCACAGCUCCGGAUGGAUG
Molecule: messenger RNA, 9194 nt
Organism: Notothenia coriiceps (black rockcod)
Lineage: Eukaryota; Metazoa; Chordata; Actinopteri; Perciformes; Nototheniidae
Product: nesprin-2-like
Exons: 35
Coding region: 12-5600 (1862 amino acids)
Cellular component (GO): membrane
Molecular function (GO): protein binding
Source: RefSeq, a predicted model, not a curated record